This is a messenger RNA of Juglans regia (Persian walnut), 1819 nucleotides long. Its product is annotated as abscisic acid 8'-hydroxylase 3-like. The record is from RefSeq and is a predicted model, not a curated record. The transcript is spliced from 9 exons. Gene Ontology annotation, biological process: brassinosteroid homeostasis; brassinosteroid biosynthetic process; sterol metabolic process. Lineage: Eukaryota; Viridiplantae; Streptophyta; Magnoliopsida; Fagales; Juglandaceae. Bases 86 to 1561 code for a protein of 491 amino acids. Gene Ontology annotation, molecular function: heme binding; monooxygenase activity; oxidoreductase activity, acting on paired donors, with incorporation or reduction of molecular oxygen.
CAUGACAUACACACAUAGGUAUUCUCAAUAUAUAGACAAACACACAUGAUGACAUGAUCAUCAACCAUAUUUCAGAAACUUGGUAAUGAUGCUGAAUCUGUCAAAGGAAGAGCUGCUUCUCCAAGCAUGGAACUAUUAUGAUAUUAUCAUCGUUGCAGUGUUUUCUAUAGGAAUAGCUUUGUUUGUCUCCAAAAGUUUGAGAAGAAGAGUAGUGAUAACAGAGAAAGGUGGCAUCCCUGGCCGGCUGGGGUUGCCUUUUCUGGGUGAAACCUUUUCUUUUCUUUCAUCUACUAACAGUACAAGAGGAUGCUAUGAUUUUGUUCGUCUCCGAAGACAGUGGUAUGGGAAAUGGUUCAAGACAAGGUUAUUUGGCAAGAUCCACGUGUUUGUCCCAACUACUGUGGGUGCAAAAACAAUAUUUGCUAAUGAUUUUGUGCAGUUCAACAAGGGGUAUGUGAAAUCAAUGGCGGAUGCGGUUGGAGAAAAGAGCUUGCUUUGUGUGCCGCAUGAGAGCCACAAGAGAAUUAGGCGUCUUCUGGCUGAUCCUUUCUCCAUGACUUCUUUGUCCAUGUUUGUCAAGAAAUUUGACAAAAUGCUGUGUGAAAGGCUGCAUAAUUUAGCUGCUCGGAAAAGCUUUGUGGUGCUUGACUUCAGUAUGAGGUUAACAUUUGAUGCAAUGUGUAACAUGCUGAUGAGCAUCACAGAGUUGUCUUUGCUACGAGAUAUUGAAAGAGACUGUACCUCUGUAUCCAAUGCCAUGUUGUCAUUUCCCUUCAUGAUUCCUGGCACCAGAUACUACAAAGGUAUCAAGGCACGUAAAAGGCUGAUGAAAACCUUUGGAGAGAUGAUUAUGAGACGAAGGAGUGGAAGGGAAUCUCAUGAAGACUUCCUGCAGUCCAUGUUACAGAGAGACUCAUACCCUCCUAAUGAAAAGCUCAGCGAUACAGAGAUUAUGGAUAACCUUUUGACAUUGAUAGUUGCAGGGCAGACCACUACUGCAGCAGCAAUGAUGUGGAGUGUCAAGUUUCUGGAUGAUAACAGAGAAGCCCAGGACAGGCUCAGGGAAGAACAAUUGUCAAUAUCAAGAAAUAAGCCUGAAGGAGCCUUACUCACUCUUGAAGAUCUGAACAGCAUGUCCUAUGGUUCAAAGGUUGUCAAAGAAACAUUAAGAAUGUCAAAUGUCUUGUUGUGGUUUCCUCGUAUUGCACUUAAUGACUGCACAAUAGAAGGUAUUGAGAUAAAGAAAGGAUGGCAUGCAAACAUUGACGCAACUUGUAUACACUAUGACCCGGAUUUGUUCAAGGACCCAAUGCAUUUCAAUCCUUCAAGAUUUGAUGAAAUGCAAAAGCCAUACAGUUAUAUACCUUUUGGAUCAGGACCAAGGACAUGCUUAGGAAUGAAUAUGGCAAAAGUGACAAUGUUGAUAUUUUUACACCGACUGACUAGUGGAUAUUCGUGGAAAGUUGAUGAUCCAGAUACUUGCCUAGAAAAGAAGGCACAUAUUCCUAGGCUUAGAAGUGGAUAUCCCAUAACUUUGGAACCCUUGAAAAGUGGGAAUUAGUAAGUAUGUAUGAAUUCAGUCUUCUUUAUAUCUUACGGUGUAAAAAGCAACCGGAAUGGUUGAAAGACUCGAAGGCCUGGCUCAGAAAUGUGUACAACCUUUUCUGGAUGAUGAAGUGUGUGAUUGUAAUGCUUCCCACUUAUGAGUUGAUCUGUUUCUCAGAUGAACUGCACAACAUGGGAAAACUGUGCAUGAGUGAUUCCAACUACAGAGGCAUUCUGAUUUUAACUCAACUUACUCAUGAGCCCCAUGAGUUUG